Messenger RNA from Wasmannia auropunctata (little fire ant), 929 nucleotides. Its product is annotated as NTF2-related export protein-like. The record is from RefSeq and is a predicted model, not a curated record. NCBI's taxonomy places the organism in Eukaryota, Metazoa, Arthropoda, Insecta, Hymenoptera, Formicidae. Gene Ontology annotation, cellular component: nuclear pore central transport channel. The transcript has 4 exons. Gene Ontology annotation, biological process: protein import into nucleus. Bases 219 to 638 code for a protein of 139 amino acids.
CUGCGUAUACUAACCUAACCUAACCAAAUAAUUUUUCAGUAUUCGCGGUACUGAUGCUUUAACGGCUUUAUAUUAUCAUUGGAACAUGUAGUGUUGUAUGCUUUUGUAUAUACAUGUGCAUUUUGUGUGUAUAUCAUUUUGAAUCAUUGCACGAAAAUCAUUGGAUUGAAAACACAAAAAUUUACUUUAAGCAACUUUAAUCACAUAUAUAUAUAAUAAUGGAGCAGGACUUGAAAGCUAAAGUUGAUCAAGCUUGUCGUACUGCAGAAGAAUUUACAAAAUUGUAUUAUGAAUAUUUAGACAAACGAAGAUAUCUGAUUUCAAGAAUGUACAUGGAUACUGCUAAUUUAAUAUGGAAUGGAAACGGUGUAACAAGCAAAGACAAUAUACAGAAAUUCUGGACAGAUCUACCGACUUCAGAACAUGCUAUUCAUACUCUGGAUGCUCAGCCAAUUACAGGUCCAGAAGUAGCCAAUCAAUUAACGUUUCUCGUCAAGGUCGGCGGUCAAGUAAAAUACGACGAGAAGUGUUCAAAGCCAUUUAAUCAAACUUUUUUAAUUACGGCUGUGGGCGAUAAAUGGAAAAUUGUGAGCGACUGUUUUCGAGCGCAAGAAUUAUUAGACAGCGUUACAAGCUAGCUAUAUUAUAUUAAAUAGAUGUAUUAACAUCAUAAUAAAUUUAUUUUACACUGUGAUAAAGAGCUUAAUAUUUUAAAAAAUUUUGCUCCUUUAAUUGGUAUAAUGUGAUAGCUAACAUACAUAUAAAUACAUACGUAUGCAUAUAACUUAAAAUCAAUUAUAUUUAUUUAUGUAACAAUAUAAUAACGAAAUAGCAAUUUAGACAAGUACAUAUUGCUAUUAGAGAUAAAAUGUACAAAUUUAUCUGUUAGAAUUGACUCGCUAUCAUUGUUUAAAUAAAUCUUAAAAAAA